AUGUCAGAAGAUAAUCAUAAAAACAUUAUUAUUACGAUAAAAUUUCCUGAAUAUGAUAUCAGCGAUCUCAAAUUUACCCUCCAAAAGAAAGAAACUUGCUUUAAUCUAAAAAAUCUAAUUAGCAAGAAAACGCACUUUCCUCUAGAAGACAUUGUUUUGGAGUAUAAUCGUCAAGAGAUAGACGAUGCUGCCCUUAUUACAAAAGAUUUUCAAGAACAUUCAAUUAAAUGUUAUAUACACGAAAAUUCCGAAGCUAAAGAAAACAAACUUAAUCAAAGUAACCUAGACAUACCGAAAUCUAAGAUAGAUUUCAUAACUCGACUAGGAUAUAAUAGCAAUUUCGUUUAUAAAGCUUUGCAAGAGACAAAUGGAGAUAUAGAUAAAACUCUUUUAUUACUUACAUCAACUGCAAUAAACCAAUCUCGAAUAUCUCAAAGUCAUUCUGAAUCUUCAGAUGAACCCGUUUUAUUAACAAAAUCAUCUGAAAGUAGUAGUGACUCUGAAAGUAGCAACUAUACUGCCUCUAAUGAGCCUCAACCUGUUCAAAAGAAAAAGAUUAUUCCUGUCAAAGCUUCGGAUUACUCGAGUGAUUCAGAAUCAUCUGACGAAAGUACUAAUCGUACAUAUGGAUCUACACGGAAAUACAAGAGGCAAAAAAGCACUCCUCAACUUUCUACAAAAGAAUUAGCAACUGAAGUUGUUAUUAUAGAUACAUCAAAGCGAAAUUACCUUGACUUAUUCGAACAAUGUAAAACUCUUAAUGAAAAACAAAUUUAUUUGAAAUUAUUAGUUUUAGUCAGAAAAUGUCCACAUGUAAGUCACGAAACAUACUACAAAAUGCUAGAAAACACUGAUGAGAAAUCAAACUUCAUUGCAAUUGAUAAAAAAAAGCAAAGGCUUAGCAUUGCAGCGAAAAAGAUUAAACCUGGACUUUCUCCUGACGUUUUUGAAUCACAGUUCCCUCGAGUAAGGUUUGAUCCAAGCGAAGCUAUAUUUAUGCCACAUUCAAGUCAAGAAAGAUACGAUCCAAGGAGGAAACCUAAACAAAAACCGUCUAAACCGGUAGCAACUAUCAAAACUCCUCCUAAAAAUGUGGAAUCAACUGAAGAAAAUCAGUCCGAAACUUCAAAUGAUGAACAUGUAACUCUUGAUAUUAUUGACCCUUCAAAUAACGAAGAUAACACUAGGAAAGAUAAUAAAACCUCUUCAAAAGAAAAUCUAGUUGCUUCUCUUCAGAAUUUUCCAUUUAAAUUCAAUGAAAUUGAAAGUGAAAAAUCAGAUCAAGAAGAUAAUGAUGCAAGUGAUCCAGUCAUUAUAGAUAAGAUAACUCAAGUUGCGGAAUAUAGUACGGAUGAUCCAAAAUCAAAUGAAGAAUCUCAUUUGCCAAACACUCAAAAUUGGUCAAUAGAAUCCAAUGUUAUUGCUGACCAAAGUCCAGAACCAGUCGAAAUAGACAAAAAUCAAUCAUUAAUUGCAAGAGUCAGAGAAAUUGUUAUUUCAGAAGAUAUUGCAAAGGAAUUGUUGGACAAAUCAAACAACAAUCCUGAACUGGCUGCAGUUGAGUUCUUUAAGAAGUUACUUCAUUGA
Messenger RNA from Trichomonas vaginalis G3, 1587 nucleotides. Its product is annotated as ubiquitin-like family. The record is from RefSeq and is a predicted model, not a curated record. NCBI's taxonomy places the organism in Eukaryota, Parabasalia, Trichomonadida, Trichomonadidae. The transcript has a single exon. Bases 1 to 1587 code for a protein of 528 amino acids.